AUGCAGAUUAAUACCAGAAACGAGGGCUUUCUCCCUAUCCUUCCCAAUCCUGCGACGCACAUUCGGCUGCUUAUCGUCUUCGCUUGUGGUCAGGCAGACGUCUCUGAUAUUCAAAUCUCACUCAUCUCUGUUCCGUUCCUUGAUGCACCAGCCUAUCAUGCGGUUUCGUAUACAUGGGGCGAUUCCGGGUCCGAAGAAGAUAUCACAAUAUGCAACAGCGAUAACGGGGAUUCGAAGGACAGAAGCAAUGACCGUCGACAGAUGACGGUCCGCAAGAAUUGUGCAAAUGUGCUGCGACAAUUAGCUCAUUUUAAGACGGCAAACUACUACUGGGUGGACGCAAUUUGUAUCGACCAAAUUAAUGAUACCGAGAAGAGUCAUCAAGUCGCAAUGAUGGGGGAGAUUUUCAGUCGUGCGGACUGCGUCCUAUCUUGUGUUGGC
This is a messenger RNA of Alternaria alternata, 441 nucleotides long. RefSeq names its product HET-domain-containing protein. The transcript has a single exon. The record is from RefSeq and is a predicted model, not a curated record. The annotation marks the transcript as partial. NCBI's taxonomy places the organism in Eukaryota, Fungi, Ascomycota, Dothideomycetes, Pleosporales, Pleosporaceae.